Messenger RNA from Crotalus tigris (Tiger rattlesnake), 3849 nucleotides. It is a transcript of the gene GIT2, whose product is annotated as GIT ArfGAP 2. NCBI's taxonomy places the organism in Eukaryota, Metazoa, Chordata, Lepidosauria, Squamata, Viperidae. Gene Ontology annotation, molecular function: protein binding; GTPase activator activity. The transcript has 19 exons. Gene Ontology annotation, biological process: regulation of ARF protein signal transduction; brain development. Bases 225 to 2435 code for a protein of 736 amino acids. The record is from RefSeq and is a predicted model, not a curated record.
CCUUUCGGGCAAGCGGCGGUUUUGCCCGUUCUAGAGAUGGCCGCGCCUGCCUCCCUUCGCCCGGCGUCGGGAGCGGCCCGCGCGACGUACGGAAGCGUCUUGGCGAAUGGCGCCGCUUGCGCAGCGAGGAGCGCCGACGGCGUGCGCGUGCGCGGCGAGGCAGCUCCGUGACUGGCGGGGCGGAGGGCGACCUGCGAGCAGCGGCGACCCCGGCCCGGCCCGCCAUGUCCAAGCGGCUGCGGAGCAGCGACGUUUGCGCGGAUUGCAGCGCUGCGGAGCCGAGCUGGGCCUCCGUCAACCGCGGCGUCCUGCUGUGCGAUGAGUGCUGCAGCGUCCACCGCAGCCUCGGCCGCCACAUCUCCCAGGUGCGGCACCUGAAGCACACGGCCUGGCCCGCCACGCUGCUGCAGAUGGUGGAAACCUUAUAUAACAAUGGCGCCAAUUCCAUUUGGGAGCAUUCGCUGCUGGACCCAGCCUCGGUCAUGAGCGGACGGCGCAAAGCAACCCCUCAGGACAAAGUGCACCCCAACAAGGCAGAAUUCAUUCGGGCAAAAUACCAGAUGCUGGCCUUUGUUCAUCGCUUGCCGUGCCGGGAUGACGACAGUGUGACUGCCAAGGACCUCAGCAAGCAACUCCACUCCAGUGUCAGGACUGGCAACUUGGAGACCUGUUUGAGGCUUCUCUCGUUGGGAGCACAGGCCAACUUCUUCCACCCGGAGAAAGGGAACUCCCCGCUUCACGUUGCUGCCAAGACUGGGCAGAUUUUGCAAGCUGAGUUGUUGGCUGUGUAUGGAGCUGAUCCUGGCACCCCAGACUCCUGUGGGAAGACACCGGUGGAUUAUGCAAGGCAAGGAGGCCACCAUGAGCUGGCCGAGCGCCUGGUGGAAAUACAGUACGAGCUCACCGAUCGGCUGGCCUUCUAUCUCUGUGGCAGAAAACCAGAUCACAAAGGCCGGCAGCAUUUCAUUAUACCUCAGAUGGCAGAUAGCAGCUUAGAUGUCUCGGCGCUGGCCAAAGCAGCCAAGAAGAAGCUUCAGUUGUUGACCAAUCACCUGUUUGAAGAGCUGGCCAUGGACGUCUACGACGAGGUGGACAGGCGGGAGACAGACGCAGUGUGGCUUGCGACCCAGAACCACAGCACUCUGGUCACCGAGACAACUGUGGUCCCUUUCCUUCCUGUCAAUCCGGAGUACUCCUCAACGAGGAACCAGGGAAGGCAGAAGCUGGCCCGCUUUAACGCCCACGAGUUUGCCACGCUGGUCAUUGACAUCCUGGGGGACGCCAAGCGAAGGCAGCAGGGGAACCCUGUUCCAAGUGCCACAGGCGGUUGGCAGAGGCUCUCCCAGCAGGGGCCACCGCUGCAGGGAUUGCUCUCUUUGGCCUCAGAAAAUGUGGAGCUGAUCCUCAAGUCAGUCAGCUGCCAGCCCGGUCCAGAGGCCGACCAGCCUGACUACGACAGCGUUGCCUCCGACGAAGAAGGCGAUCUGGAAGCAAGCUCAGGGAAGGCCUCUCGGCAGAAGAGCCUGGACUCUGACUUGUCUGACGGCCCCAUCACUGCCCAGGAAUACCUGCAGGUGAAAAACGCCCUGGUGGCCUCGGAGGCGAAAAUCCAGCAGCUUUUGAAGGUGAACGUCAACUUGAGCGAUGAGCUGAGGACCAUGCAGAAGAAGCUUCAGACCCUGCAGAGCGAAAACUCGAGCCUCCGGCGGCAGGCCACCCCCAACCCCUACCCGGCUCCGGCUGGCUCCGAGUACGCGGACAGGCCCUCCGUGCGCCGCCCCUCCGUGCGCAGCAGCCGGCCCAUGUCGAUGUACGAGACGGGGUCUGCCCAGAAGCCCUACCUGCCCCUAGCCGAAGCCUCUUGCUCCGAGGAGCACACCACGCCCCGGCUCCAGCUCUUCCACAUGUCCCGACUGGAGAAACAGAGCAGCUUGCCCGAGGGGGAUUACGACAACACCGCCCCUGGCCUGGAGCUGGACGAGACAGGGCUCAUCAGGAAGGCAAGGCAGCGGAGCGGCCUCGGGCCAGAGGGCAAGGACCCCGAGGCCCAUCCCAGCACUGGCUUCCCUAGCACCGAAGAUGUGAUUCGGAAGACCGAGCAGAUCACCAAGAACAUCCAGGAGCUGCUGCGGGCGGCUCAGGAGAGCAAGCACGAGAGCUAUGUUCCCUGCUCGGAGAAGAUUCAUCUGGCUGUCACUGAGAUGGCAGCCCUCUUUCCGAAAAAACCGCCAUCGGAGCUGGUGCGCACCCCUCUGCGGCUGCUGACCUCCAGCGCCUUCCGCCUGCAUUCCGAGUGCACGAAGGCCCUUCCGCCCGAGUCUUGCUCCACGGCCGACGUCCAGCUGGUCACCCAACAGGUCAUCCAGUGCGCCUACGACAUUGCCAAGGCUGCCAAGCAGCUGGUCACCAUCACAACCAAAGAGAACGCCAACUGAGCGGGCUCCGGCACAGCUUCUGCUGUUGUCUUGGAAACUGUGUUCAGGUUUUCAGGGGAUGCUCUUUUUUACAGGAAUAUUUAAAGCGGUGCGUUACCAUUUUUUUAAAGGAAGCUCAGUAUUAAUUUUUUUGCAUGUUUUUUUUCUAAGAAGACUUUUUCCCAGGAUUGCUAUAAUCCACUGCCUUAUUUGGUGCUCUGUAUUUGCCGGCAUGGAGCGUGUGCGCUGGAAGUCUUAUCUUGAGUCAACCAUCACCAUCUUGCAGGACGUUUUUGCUGUUACAAGGAGGUUUGAAUCCUGCACACCUGUUGCAAACUCGGAUGCCCAGAUCAGAAUUCAGGUACCUGCCCUGGAAUCCUGCUGUGCAGUCGCUUGGCAUUAUUGAACCACUAAGGAGCACCCCGCGAUCUCUCGAGAUACAGGGAAUAGUCAGAAGGAAACCCCACUUUCCUGCUUGGUCCGUCUGGGGAGCGGAAGAUGCUUGUGGCUCCAAUUGGAAGGGAGAAGGAACAGCCUCCCUUCCUGUCGGGGCCAAAGGGCAGCCCCUCCACCCCGGAGGCCAGCAUCCGAGACAGAGCCAGGCAGGCCCCCGGCGGCUCCUCAUGCUGGACUUUCUGGAAAGUGCUUUUGCAAAAUAACUAUGCCUUGGGAGGCUUCGUGCCUUCCCCAGUAUGGAAAGCUCUUGUAUCUGCUCUUUUUUUAUUAUUAUUAUUAUUAUUCCCUGCCCUACUGAUACGGAUGCAUGAGGGUCUUUUCUAGCGUGCCUGCGGAAGGCCUGGCCAGAAAAGGGGGCCCGUGCAGGGGAGGUGGCCAAGCACGGCCAGUGAGCGCCCAGCCUCCCCACUGGCAGCUGGAGGUAGGCCAGGGAGGGAGAGCUGUUCAGGCAACCCAUUGUGCCGGCUUCCCCUCUGCGUCUGCCACGCCAUCCCCAUUUGUUACGGCACAGGCCUUUUUGUAUGAAGUAUGAAGAAAGCACACGGUCAAGGCACAAUGGCCAAUCAAUGCAAAAAAACAUUUUGGGGGAGAAGUUGGGGGUCGCUUCCCCAGUGGUCAGUGAGAGUUGGAAGCUUCCGAGCAAAUGCAGCGGCUUGGCCAAGGCUGCCCAGCAGCCCCCGAGAAUGACGGGUGAAGCAGCCAGCAGCCUGGCCUUCCCCCAGACAUCCUGUCCACGGGCUGCUCUGCCACCUGGCCCUGAGGACUCGCCUGCAGCCAGAGAGCAGCCGUUGGCUGCCCCAGGCCUGGCUUGCUCAGGCCCUGCAAGAAUGGGGGCACAGCUGCUUCGUGGCUGUAGAGACAAACUCCCCACCUCCAUGUUAAAACCACAACUAAGUGAAGACUCUGUGGAGUGUGUGUAUACGUGUGUGUGUGUGUAUGUGUGUAAAUCUUAACAUGUAUAAAAACAAGUGCCAUAAUA